Molecule: messenger RNA, 1968 nt
Organism: Fusarium musae
Lineage: Eukaryota; Fungi; Ascomycota; Sordariomycetes; Hypocreales; Nectriaceae
Exons: 5
Coding region: 1-1968 (655 amino acids)
Biological process (GO): transmembrane transport
Cellular component (GO): membrane
Molecular function (GO): myo-inositol:proton symporter activity
Source: RefSeq, a predicted model, not a curated record
AUGCCUCUGCCAAGAGCCGACAGCGAGGCUCCGCCUGCCUACGACACGGAUCACAUUGGCCCCCAUAACGACAGCUACCGCAACUCCAGCAGCAAUGGUACUUUCGUCAACGACAAUGAGGGCGCCGGCUUCGGUCAGCGAAGAGUCUCCAAAGCAACUCUCCUACGCAACCCUCUAGCUGGCAUGACUCGAGAAGAGAUCCUCGCUGAUGUUGACGCUUUCGUCGAGUCCAAGGGCCUCUCCGAGCACCGCGAGGAUUUCCGAAAGGGAGCUCUUGUCGCUCAAGUCAACAACACCCCCGGUGGCUUUGAGAAAAUCGACAUGCUGUCUGAAGAUGACAAGGCGAUCCUGAGAAAGGAAGAGACAUCGCGAUGGCAUCAGCCCUUUGCUUUGUACUUUCUCUGCACUCUUUGCGCCGGAUCGGCUAUUGUUCAGGGUAUGGAUCAGACCACCGUCAACGGUGCGCAGGAAUUCUACUUUAAGGAAUUCGAUAUCACGAACGUAUGGAUGAAAGGGUUGACCAAUGGUGCUCCUUAUCUUUGCUCUGCCGUUGUCGGUUGCUGGACUAGUCCGAUUCUCAACAAGUACACCGGCCGCCGCGGAACCAUCUUCAUCUCUUGCGCUAUCUCUACGAUCACUGGAUUCUGGAUGUCUAUCACUACCUCCCUCUGGAAUUUCUUGUUUGCUCGUUUCAUGCUUGGUUUCGCUGUUGGCGCAAAGUCUAGCACAACACCCGUUUACUCUGCCGAAUCUACACCGAAGAACAUUCGUGGAGCCCUAACUAUGAUGUGGCAGAUGUGGACUGCUUUCGGUAUCGCCCUUGGCUUUAUCGUCUGCGUUGCUUUUCAAAACGUCACUAUAAUUGGUGGAGAGAACUCUCCAUGGCGAUGGAUGAUGGCUUCGACCUCUAUUCCCCCGCUCAUUGUCAUGCUCCAAGUGUACUUUUGUCCUGAAUCUCCCCGCUGGUACAUGGAACGCGGCCGAUUUGACAAGGCUUUCCGAUCCGUCAAGAAGCUUCGCUUCUCACCUGUCCAAGCUACUCGCGAUAUGUAUUAUGCUUACAAACUACUGGAAAUCGAGCGUGGGGAACGAGAAGGUCGGAAUCUGCUCAAGGAGUUUUUCACUGUACGCCGCAACAGACGUGCUGCUCAAAGUGCCUGGUUCUGCAUGUUCAUGCAGCAGUUCUGCGGCGUAAAUGUGAUUGCAUACUACUCUACUUCAAUUUUCACCGACGCCAACUACAGCCUUUCUGAGGCCCUCCUCGUCUCUAUGGGUGGCGGCAUCAUAAACUUCCUCUUCGCCAUCCCUGCAAUCUACACCAUUGAUACAUUUGGACGCAGAAACCUUCUUCUGGUAACCUUCCCUCUCAUGGCAGCGUGCCUCUUCUUCACUGGUGGAGUGUUCCAACUUCCCGACCAACCACGUGACCCCAAGAUCGGCACUAUCACUCUGGGCCUCUAUCUCUUCAUGGCAGUCUAUUCUCCCGGCCUUGGACCCGUGCCUUUCACCUACAGCGCUGAAGCGUUCCCUCUCCAUAUCAGAGACAUUGGUAUGGCUUCCAGUACAGCCAUCACCUGGGGCUUCAACUUCAUCAUCAGCCUUACCUGGCCAGCUCUACGAGAGGCCUUCUCUAACACUGGUGCUUUCGGCUGGUAUGGUGCCUGGAACAUCUUCGGUUGGGUCUUCUGCUACUUCCUCCUCCCUGAGACCAAGAACUUGACCCUCGAAGAACUCGAUAACGUUUUCGGUGUCUCUAACAGAGAGCAUGCCUCAUACUACUGGAGGAAGCUGCCCUGGUACCUCAAGAAGUACAUCUUGCGCAAAGAUGUUGCUCCUUUCCCUCCCCUGUAUGAGUUUGCUGCCAAUGACGGGAAUUAUCCUCACGAGAAGCCUGAUACCAGCCACAUUGAGGGCGACAACGCUGUUGGAGGUACUCAGGAUAAGGAACUCUUCCCUGGACCGCGAUGA